This is a messenger RNA of Funneliformis geosporum, 304 nucleotides long. NCBI's taxonomy places the organism in Eukaryota, Fungi, Glomeromycota, Glomeromycetes, Glomerales, Glomeraceae. The record is from the annotation of a GenBank genome assembly.
AGUAGUACAGGCUUUAGUGAUAAUGCAUUAAAUCUGAUAGCAGGAGCAUAUCCUAAUUUAAGGUAUCUCAAUUUGUGGGACACUCGAACAAUAACUGAUAAAGGGUUAUGUGCAAUUGCGCGAUCAUGCCGAAAAAUAGAACAUCUAAAUAUUUCUUACUGCAGAAAUAUUACCGAUAAAUCUUUGUUUGUAAUUGCAGAUAAUUGUCAUGAUUUGCAAGAGUUUUAUUUUGCCGAAGCGUGUUGGAUCACAGAUAAAUCUAUAAGUUGCAUCUUUAACUCAUGCCCAAAUUUACGAAAACUUG